Molecule: messenger RNA, 1502 nt
Organism: Drosophila albomicans
Lineage: Eukaryota; Metazoa; Arthropoda; Insecta; Diptera; Drosophilidae
Exons: 3
Coding region: 37-1398 (453 amino acids)
Cellular component (GO): extrinsic component of mitochondrial inner membrane
Source: RefSeq, a predicted model, not a curated record
AAUGCUCUCCCAUCACUAGGAAGUAACUGAAUUUUAAUGCAAAUAAAUUACGCAUUAAAUAUGUCAGUCGUCUCCACUCGCAAUAUUUCAUAUGCAUCAUCAAUGCAAUGCUACGUUUGCAUAUACAAUCAGGCAUGUAAAUUGAAAACAAAGCAACUUGCCAAAUAUGAAACGAUACCAGCUAACGUGGAAUGCAGGGGAUGCAAAUUGCAACGUUAUUGCAGCUUAAAGCAUCUGAUUGAGGAUCGCGAGCAUCACGAAGUUUGUGGAGUUUUAACAAAAUUGCAAAAAUCACUGAACAUUGCGCAUCCAUUGCUGUUGAAUGAUCAUCCCCAUAGACGCAUGGAACUGCAGCGGACUGUUGCACAAUUGAUGCUGGCGACGCGUCUCAAACUCGGUCGCAAGUUGACACCACGUGAGCGCCAACUUAUUGGCUAUCCCAGCUAUUGCAUGGUAUGCUAUAGUCUGGACACAUUAACUGCCUGCAGUCGCUGUGAGGCUGUGGCAUAUUGCUGUUCGGAGCAUCGGCGCCAGGAUCGUGAUUAUCACACACGUGAAGCAUGCGACACUUUGGCGCUUUAUUAUUCCCCAUAUCGCUUUCUCGAAAGCCAGUUAAGAAUUGCCAACUUUAAGCUGCCAUGUGAUUUAGAGCAGAGUUGUUUGGUCGAAGCAUUUUAUCGUGCCACCAGAAUGGAGAUAAACAGCCAACCCUGGAGCUGCUUAGAGGACUAUGAGAAAUACGCAGCAUGUUCAUCCUUCAGUGGCAUCAGCAGCAUUUGCUUGGCUCUCACUACUAUUACAUUUGUGGCUGCACCGCAUGAGACGCUCCACAUUUAUGUGGUGGGUGCAACUGAAGAACACCGACGCUACUUUCAGGAGAUGCAUCUGAAGUUUUUCUUUCUUCAAUAUCAAUCUAUUUGGCAGCUGGUUGUUUCCUUCAUUGGCCAUGAACAACAACCGCAGGAGGAAGAACUGGUCAUAUUUAACUUGAAGGGUAGCAAGCGUAAAGUUUUCAAACGCACAUUUUCGAUGACUUUUGUCCAGUUUGCCAAGUGCCAUAAGGUGGACCCUGUGCUGAUUAUGAUUUAUAAUCCAGACUUUUCUGCACUAAAAAACUUGAAAAACUUGUACCAAACUGUCCACAUCUUCCCAAUCUUAAAGAUUCAUAUUCUUGGAAUUCAUGCAUGUAUUACUUCUCUAACAAAGAUGCAGUUUCGCUCGAAUAUUGCGUUUCUUAAUGAGAUCGCCUCUACGUUUGAGAUCGAAAUAAAUAACGCCUAUGAUUGCGAGGAGAAUCCGUACCGUGAGAUCUUACCUUAUCCCAAUCUUAAUCCUGAUGAUAGUGAAACAAUCAUAUACGCCAACAACUAUUUGAAAGUUAUUUAUACCAGUGUAUAAAUUAAAUUAUAUUUUUAUCAUUUAAAUUGAAUGCAACAUGUUUUUAUCAUUUAUUUCAUAUAUAAAAGAACACUUGUACGUGAUCCACUGAUAAAUCAAAAUGU